AUGCAGCUGAUUUGCCCGGCCUUCGUGAUGGAAUCUCAACUGAUUGUCAUCAAUUUGAAUGCUAGAAAAAGCAUCGAAGUGAAGGGGAGAGUCCACUCGGAGGCUAAGAGCUUUGCCCUCAACUUCGGCUCGGAUGCCUCAAACUUAGUGCUUCACUAUAAUGCUCGCUUCAACAGCGAAGGGGACUUCAAAACCAUUGUGUGUAACUCCAUGAAAGAUAGAAAGUGGGGGGAGCCACGGAGGGAUGAUCAGUUCCCCUUCCAGCAGGGAAAAGAAGCCAUGAUCUGGGUCUCCUUUGAUGCCAAAAAUGUGACAGUGAAAGUGUAUGAAACGCAUGAGAUCAAGUUCCCCAACCGCCUUGGGCUGGAGCGCUUAGAAUACCUCUCAGUGGAUGGUGACUUCCAGGUCCAAUCUGUCAAGAUUGACUAA
Molecule: messenger RNA, 429 nt
Organism: Heteronotia binoei (common prickly gecko)
Lineage: Eukaryota; Metazoa; Chordata; Lepidosauria; Squamata; Gekkonidae
Product: 16 kDa beta-galactoside-binding lectin-like
Exons: 4
Coding region: 1-429 (142 amino acids)
Molecular function (GO): carbohydrate binding; laminin binding
Source: RefSeq, a predicted model, not a curated record